GCAAUGUUUGAACUGUGGAGUGUGUGUAUUGGUCACCUAGCUUUCUUGGUUGAGAUUUGAAGUUCAAACUUCAAACCCUUUGGUCUUUAGAUUCUGAGUCUCUGCUGCUAUGGCGCCACGCGUACUUCUUGUGUUCGGGAUGUUGCUGCUAGUGUCCCUUGUUAAGGUUUCAUCUGAUCUAAAGAUAGAAGAAGAAGAAGAACUGCACUUUCCUAAUGAGCCACUUAUCGUGAGAGACGGGAACAGAAGGCUGAUGCAAGACUUAGAUUGUGGUGGGUUGUGCAAGUCUCGGUGCAGUUCUCAUUCGAGGCCCAACCUGUGCAAUAGGGCAUGUGGGACGUGCUGUGUGAGGUGCAAGUGUGUCCCACCUGGUACUUCUGGAAAUAGAGAACUCUGUGGAACAUGCUACACUGAUAUGACCACCCAUGGCAACAAGACCAAGUGCCCUUAGUUUUCAUUACAUUAUCAUCAUGCACCAAACUUUAAGUGUACUAUAAGAGUGCACUUGUGUUUUCUAUGGCCAUGUGUGUGCUAUAUUAGACUAUUAGUUAGUGUUUUAUUUAGGGUGCCUUCUACUUAAUUUGUGCUCGUAUGAUUAGUCAUGUAAACUUUGUGUCUUUGUUUGCUUGAAUAUAUAAAGUACAUUACAGUACCUUUUUAUUUCCCA
This is a messenger RNA of Cajanus cajan (pigeon pea), 667 nucleotides long. Its product is annotated as snakin-2. Lineage: Eukaryota; Viridiplantae; Streptophyta; Magnoliopsida; Fabales; Fabaceae. The record is from RefSeq and is a predicted model, not a curated record.